CUCAGAUCUGCUUCUCCUCCAGAACUCAUUCAAACACAGAUUGGAAGUCGCCUCCUCAUCAUGUCCGACAGCAGCAGAAACCUGGACGAUCUGAGUAGCUUCCUCAAGAGCUGCGAAGGAGCCGAUUCAAAGCAAAGGAUAAAGUUUUACAACAGCUGGGCAGAGACCUACGAGCAGGAUCACAUCGCCAUGGGCUACAGGGUACCACACCAGGCAGUAGCCUUCCUGUUGGAGAACUUCUCCGGGCGUCCUGAGGAAGUCCAGGUUCUUGACGUGGCCUGUGGAACUGGAUUGGUCGCUAACCUGAUGGUUGAACUGGGCUUCAAGCACUUUGUGGGCGUGGACGGCAGUCAAGGCAUGUUGGAUCAAGCCGCUAAGACCGGCCUCUAUAAAGAGCUCAAACUGGCCUUACUGGGAACAGAGCCACUUCCUGCACAGACUGGUUUCUUUGACGUGGUGAUGAUCAUCGGCGCCUUACGAGAUGGUUUUGUGCCGUUCGGCGUCAUCAGGGAGCUGUGCCUCGCCGCCAAGCCAGGCGGAUACGUUUGCAUGUCGAGAAACGGCCGGGAGUCGGAGUCUGGAAACCAAUACAAGGUUUCUCUGGAGAAGGAGCUGCUCCUGAUGGAGGAGGAGGGACUAUGGAGUCAUGUGAUCACCAAAGAGAUUGACAGAUACAUGAUCGAUGUGUACGAUGACAGUGACCAUGUGCAGAGUGAGAGAUACAUCCAUGGGACCAUGUACCUCUACAGGAAGGCCCUUCAGUAGUCCUUCUGGGCCUCGCUGCACCUGUCCAACACCUUCAGUAGUUCAAAGGUGAUCAAUGGAUGGAA
Messenger RNA from Cyclopterus lumpus (lumpfish), 830 nucleotides. RefSeq names its product methyltransferase-like protein 27. The transcript is spliced from 6 exons. The record is from RefSeq and is a predicted model, not a curated record. The coding region runs from base 61 to 765 and encodes 234 amino acids. NCBI's taxonomy places the organism in Eukaryota, Metazoa, Chordata, Actinopteri, Perciformes, Cyclopteridae.